Patella vulgata (common limpet) is the source of this 4827-nucleotide messenger RNA. RefSeq lists its product as uncharacterized. The coding region runs from base 15 to 4151 and encodes 1378 amino acids. The record is from RefSeq and is a predicted model, not a curated record. The transcript has 3 exons. NCBI's taxonomy places the organism in Eukaryota, Metazoa, Mollusca, Gastropoda, Patellidae.
UGGAUGGAGAUGGUAUGGGUGAAAAUGAGGUUGAGCUGACGUUUUCACAGUCAAGUGAAGGGAGAAGAAGGUCUGUUCGAUUUAACAAUGAUGAUAACAUUAUACCAAACAGAGCUGGUGGUAACAGCAGUGGUCUGUUGGCUCCAGGUACACACGGAUCUCUUAAACCGGUGUCGGAACACGUCCUCACCCCAGUACCAUCGCCUCUGCCGCCAGAGUUUUUUCGAAAAGAUUCAGCGACUAUUGAACCGGUACGACAAGAUGUCAGUGCAGUGGAAACGCUUCUUCUUCGACUUUUGGACGAUCUGAAUAAUGCUCGCCUAUCUCGUGAAGACCUUGAAAUGCUAGCCACCUAUUGCUUCGGGAUUCUUAAAGAUCACGACGAGGAUGAUACUGGGGAGUUGGAGGGUUUUGAAAUACAAAAGGAUCUGAAGAAAACAUCUUCCUGUCGUGUCGCAAAUGAGCUUAUCCAGUUUACUUUGCAUAAAUUAUUGAAGGAUAUAAAGAGUGGGGCCAUCCAAGAUGGAGAUCUGACAGCCAUAACCAAGUCUCUGGUUAGUCAGCGCCAGCAGAGAUCAGGAAAUCCCCUGGAUGACGACAUUUACGAUCAUGUUAUGGAUACUCUUGAAAGAGUUGGCGUAGAGUUGGGUGGAAAGGAAGACAGUGUGAAUGAUAAUCUCGGUGCAGAUGACUUUAUCUCCGAUACUUUAUGUCAAGUUGUAGACGAUAUUAAGAGCAAGAAAUUAUCAGAAGCGGAUUUGAUUAAAAUUGGAUCAAACGCGAUAGCAGCAAGCAAAGAUGAAUCAACGGGUAUCCGUGCGUCGGAGUUCAAACCGUCGUUAGUGAAACUUCUCCAAGAUCUGAAUGAAAAGAAACUGAAAGUAGACAGCACAUUGUCUGCUAUUAUUUCAUCUUAUUACAUAGUUAGCAAACUCAAUAGAGAAGCGAUUAAAGACUUUGUGAAGGAAAUAUACCCUAAGCUUGUUCUUGGAUUAAAUCAAGUGAAUGAUGCCAACUUAAAGACCAAGUUAACAACGUUAGCUGCUGAUAUAGAAGGUGAUAAGUUGGCCGAGUUAGAAGUACAGGAAGUUGGAAAGGUAAUACUGGAUGCCGGGAAGAAAUAUCUGGCUCAAAGACAGACAACUAAUGAAACAAAAUCUUCUCCAAGUAAAGAUGCCCCAAUAGGUUUUAAGGAUUUGACAUCCGGGAUAAGAAAAAACGUAAACAAAAUUGAUUUCAGGAAGGUUGUUUUUAAAGCGUUAGCGGAAUAUUUCGUCAGUAGCGAGAAACCGAGAAGUAAUUCCAAGAGCGGCUAUAGAUCGAUACAUAUGCCAGCAUCAUCUCAAUCUAAACUAGCUGUUAAUAUCAUUCUAACAACCAUGGAUAGGAUUACUAGGGACGUCUACACCAACCAAAUCCCAACAGUUAUUUUAACUUCCAUAGCAACAUUCUUGUUUCAUCUGGCCAAAAAACACCCAACAAUUCAUGAUCUGGAUCAACAAUUUCCAGAAACGAAACCUAUGGACGUCUUAGAACACAUGUUACAUCAGAGCAAACAGAAUAAAAUUACUUACAGGGAUACAAAGAGAAUCUUCGCAUCUAUUUUUCACAGUUACGUCGAUCCGAUAGUUGAUGACAAGGUACCAGAAUUUCAAGAAAUAGACCAUAAAAAUACGCUAUUGAUCGGUGAAUUGAUUGACGAAACCAUCAAUCAUAUUGUCAGAACAGUGGCUAUAGAAAUAAAAGAGAAGCUUCCAGGAGAGCAGAUUGCUGUAAUAGAAAUCGAAGAUUUGGUGCGAGAGGAGCUUCAUGGUUUGGGGGAUUCCUCUGGACGUUCACCAGAAAUAAAGCAUAUCGAAGGCGACCUGAAUGAACUUGUGAUGGAGUGCUUAAGCAAAGCUGCCUGUGACAUCGCUAACUAUGUGGAAGGUGUUGAUUCAGAAGCUUCAUUUGCAAGUUGUACUAAGAUAGACGAAGCUUGUUUUAGUAGUCGUGUGGUGGACUUCAUACUGUCAGUCAUAGACCAUUUAAUUAAAAACUUUAAGAACGGUGAUAUUACGUCCGCGUCAGUUUGUGAAUUUCUGACAUAUGUCUUAAAAACAAGUCAUGUCGGGAUGACUGAUGAUCAUUUAAACGAACGAUUGAAUCUGUUGAAAACUGAUAUAGAACAGAGAAGGGACGAUUCAUCUUUUUUCUCGUCAGUAGCAGUUCUUUUCUCACAACUGACUUUAAAUCCGCGUUCCACGUCACCAGAACUUUGUAUCCUCAGUAAAAUUCUGUCCUCAAUUGACGCCAACGUGCUGCUCGAGUUUGUUCAAGCUGCCAUGUUGUCCGUGCUCACAUACAUUAACGAGGCACCACGUGAACAGCUGGAGUUACCAAUAGACGACGAGAACUCACUAUUCAGAGUCGAAUCUUUUAUCCUAGUGAGGCGGGUCAUUAGUUAUGUCAUCAAUAAGAUCACAGACGAUGUCAAAUCACAAGCAAUGAAAACAUCGGGAAGUAAAAGUUUGUUCAAAAGAUCGUCCUUUAAGAAGGUAGACAACGCACCCGAGCAUGACAUGAAGCUUCGGGAAUGCGUUUUAGAUAAGCUAAAUGAAACUAUCAUAAACCUAAAGUCAGAAUUAGGAGUCGAUGACGGGAACAUUGAUCAACACAAAUUAAGUCCUAUGACAUCCAUCGAUAACAAUAUCCUGAUCCAAAUGGAGAAGAUAACACAGAUGAUUAAAUGCCGAGCAGCUGGAGGACCCUGUGCUACAUCAACUAAAGAUGACUUAUUUGCCAUAGCUGAUGUGAUGAAAGAAGUUACUGAGGAUAUGACGGAAGCCCUUGGGAAUGUUUCCAAUCUCAAUCUGGCAACAAAUAUUUUCUUGACGGAUCUUACUUCAGAUAAUGUGGAGCAGCUAGUCCUUCAAACGAUCCAUGAUGCACUUACUAGUAUGCAAGCCGAGGAUGUCGCACACCUUGAUAAAACGAUGAGUCUUUCAAUCGUUUCGUCCAAAAGCUCACACUUGCUGGUGGAGAUGUUUACAGAAGUGCUUUCACGAACUGUUGACAAUGUCAAACAGAACAGAAUAGGCCGAGAAAAUCUUACUGCAUUAGCGGAAGACCUCGCGGAAAAAGUCGGUCCAUGUCCGAAAAGCUCGUUUGAUUCAAUGGACGAAACAAUGUUAACUGACUUUGUUGUAGAAUGUUUGUCCGAGUUUAAAGAACGGGUAGAAGCUGGGAAACUGGAUAAAAAUGUAAUGGAGGAAGUCACACGUAGAAUGGCUUUAAUGCACAUAGAUAAAUCAAAGAGUAGUUCGUCUUUGUGUUCAGUAUCUUCGAUGACCGUCGACAUAAUGGUUACGAAUGUUUUGUCGUCAAUAAUAACAGAAACAGGCAAAGCUCAAGCACUGACUCAGGUAGAACACAUGGCAAUUCCUUCCGGUAAAAGUCUCAAUGAAGCGGAAUCCUUGAAUGAAGUGAUCUUAAAACCCAUAGUAGGCACCAAACCCUUAAACGUAGGCGAAGAUUUGAUUUCGCCAGCACUUUCCGCCAUAACGAUGAAAACGAGAGCUAGUCACCAUAAUCCACCAGAAACGGAACCUCGCCAAUCAUACAGAAGUCUUAUCUGUCCAGACAUUCGUGAUAAAACAGCCAAGGGAGCCAUCACAGCGAUUGUAGGUAGUGAUAAAAUGGGAAGCGGCGCUGUAGUGAAUCUGAAUGAAUUAGAAGAACUCAGCGGAGAAGAAACUUGUGCUUCAGAUACUGAAUCACAGACUUUUAUUAUAACUGAAUUAACAGGUUCCCAGGCGUCUGCGGGUCCGGCUGCAGGCAAGUCGUCUAAGACGCAUAAAUCCGCGGAGGCAGUCACCAAAACAAGCAGCUCAGACGCCAAACCUAAAUCGUCGACCACCGGCAAAUCUUCAACUACAGUGAAAUCAAAGUCCAAAACAUCGUCUUCAAGCGUCACCAGCAAACACAGAAAAAGUCAGACGACACACAAAGAAAGUAUGGAAGAGCUUGUCCAUGUGCACGAUGUCCUGACAGACCCCAAGUCUACAGAAUCCCAGAGUCAAGUUGGAGCAACUCAAGUAAAAUCAGUAUGUGGGUCACAUCGGUCUGCCAUUGUUGUAAGAGAACAGGAGGAGAACGUUGAUUCACGGUAAAAGUCUUUAAGGAUUUUGACCCGGACGAAGAUACUGAUUGCUUAUACUGAUGUUAUUUUGAUACUGGUACAGCUAUAAAGGUUUCUGUCUGUUAAUCUGGCUAAUUGAAGCAUUAUAUAUAUCUUGCCAACAAAACAUGUUCGAUAAACACCUCACUGUUUCAAUUAAUUAUCACUAAUAACGAGUGCAUCUUACCCAUAACCAUGAAAUUCCAAAAAACACAUUAUAUUCAAAUAUAUAUGCUAAUUAUUUCCUAUUUAAGCCAAUAUUAUAUCGUUCACUAUUAUUAUAUGUAUAUUUUUCUCUAUAAAGUCUCAUCUUAAAAUAAUAAGUUAAUACGACUGGAUAAUUUUGUUUAUAAAUAAUAUUAUUGUCAUGGAGUUAAGUCUCGAUCAGUAGCACGAGUUUUACAAUAGGUAGCUACCGCUACUAGGCUGGAAGAUUAAUAAUUCCAUUUUUAUAAAUAAAAUAAAUCAUUAUCCAGGGGCGGAUCCAGGAUUUUUUCAGAAAGGGGAGGGAGGACGUGAUUCCCCCACUUGGAAGUGCGAAUCCCGGCCCUCGGUUUCGGAGUAAAUUACGACAGGUAUCACUACCAUGUUUAAGUAUUUUUGUUCUCCUUUCCCGCAAAUUGUUCACCAUCGCAAAAAAUAGUGUGUGUGGGGAGGGGGGGGGGGCG